Messenger RNA from Owenia fusiformis, 727 nucleotides. The record is from the annotation of a GenBank genome assembly. NCBI's taxonomy places the organism in Eukaryota, Metazoa, Annelida, Polychaeta, Sabellida, Oweniidae.
GAGUCUCUGAAAGUUGAAAAAGCAUCACGAUGAGAGGCUGGUUAGCGUCAGCUUUGCUGGCCAUAUUUGCCUUAGCGCAAGCUGGGGAUAUCAACGACAAAGCAAAUGAAUACCAAGAUGCGGAAAUCAACGCUGUUGCCACAUAUUCUAGAGCACUUCCAGUGUCUCAAGCAAGGCAUUCUAAUGUUAUACCAUCCCAGGGUGCUAACUCUCUGCAACCAGUGAACGAUUACGGACAUCAUCACGGACACGGUGGACAUCACGGACACGGUGGGCAUCAUGGACACGGACAUGGACACGGUUAUCACCACCAUGGUGUUGGUGGAUACGAAAUCUACAGCCAUUACUGCGACGAACUCUAUGAUGGUGACUAUGCCAACACUGGCCUCACCCAUGAUGCUGAUCCCAAGUGCACCUUUGUGAAAUGUUCCAACCACCGCACUUUUAUCUUUAACUGCGCCGAGGGUUCUUACAACGGUCAUAGUAACCACGGACAUGGACAUGGGCACGGGCACCAUUACUCAGGAGGAUAUGGAGUUGACUUUUGUCACGUAAAUGACCACCAUGGCGCUUAUCACGUCUGUGGUCACCAUGAUAGUCAUGGUGGGCAUCACGGCGGCCACGGUCAUAGCGGACAUCACAGCGGUCACGGUCAUGGCGGACAUCAUGGCGGCCACGGUCAUGGUGGACAUCAUGGCGGCCACGGUCAUGGUGGACAUCACGGCGG